UGUUUCACAAUACCGAAAGUAGGGUAUUUGUAAACACCACAGAUCAAUCGUCGGUUAGCGACAUGUCUGGACGUGGAAAGACUCCGGAUGUAUCAGACAUUCAUCUUGUACUCGGGUGAACAUCAGCUGUUCUUGUAGCACGUCAAGGUCCACCCCAGAGUGUAACACUUCACCAGACAGUCUCACGUCAACGUCACUGUACCAGGAGGGGUGAACAUCAGCUGUUCCUGUAGCACGUCAAGGUCCACCCCAGAGUGUAACACUUCACCAGACAGCCUCGCGUCAACGUCACUGUUACAGGAGGGAUGAUGCAGACAUAAGAACAAUGUUGGACAGACUUCUGGUAUUCCUACUACUGGUUGGAAGUGUAGGGGGACAGGAGUGUCCUGUAGGGAUGUACGGAGACAACUGCAAACUGAACUGCAGUCGUUAUUGUGCCCCGUAUGAAGGGCAGAAAGUUUACUGUGACAAACAGAGUGGAAGAUGUUCAGAAGGAUGCCUCCCUGGGAAGUAUGGUUACCGGUGCCAUCUGACCUGCAGCAAGAACUGUAGGAAGAACAUCUGUAGUUUCCAAACAGGACACUGUGUCCAGGGCUGUGUAGGCAACAACACGGGGAAUUUUUGUGAGACCUCCCAAGAACCUGGAUCAAAGCAAACUGAAAGAGCGUCUCAAGAUUCUGCUUCAUCACCACUGGUACCGAUACUUGUCCCUGUGUUGGUCAUAACCAUCAUCAUCAUCAUCAUCAUUGCAGUGAUUCUACUCUGCAGGUGGCGCAGGAGACAUCAGCGCAAAGGCCCGAACGACGAGGCACUUGGAGUAAAUCUUAUCCCUGGUAGAGAGGACACUGACCUCAUAGUCGCCUGCACAAAAGGGAAGCUACAGCGAGUCAGAGACAUCCUGGGGCACAGCAUCGACGAUAUCAACAAGAAAGGGAAAGAAGGCUUGACACCAGUGAUGUGGGCAGCAAGAAGGGGACACAGAGAACUGGUUGACUUACUUGUGAAGAAAAGUGCUGAUGUCAAGCGUGUGGAUGAUAUCGGUAACAACAUCCUCCACUGGGCCUGUGUUGGAGGACAUGUAGCAAUGGUGAAACAUGUCGCCUCAAAGAACAUUGGGGACACCAACUGUAGAGGGCGGUAUGGUAGAACCCCAUUGAUGUAUGUAGCUCGGCAGGGAAAUAAAGACAUGUUUCAUUUACUUGUAAGUAAAGGGGGUCUUCCUUCACAAGUGGACACAUAUGGAAACAACAUCCUUCAUCUCGCCUGUUGGGGUGGGAAUGUGUGAAGAUUGUUGACUACAUUCUCUCACAUGACGACGCGAACAUCAAUGGUAGAGGACAUUCCGGAAGCACUCCGUUGAUGGCGGCAGCAUACAAAGGACAUGGGAAGAUCUUCGACCUACUUGUGACUAAAGGGGCUAAUCCGACACAAUCUGAUGAUGCUGGUGACAACGUCCUCCAUGUGGCCUGUCUGGGGACACAUGUGGAUAUUGUGAGCCGUGUCCUCAAGCUAGACAGGGUGGACAUAAACAGUCGUGGUCAGUGCAGUAGGACACCUCUGAUGAUCGCAGCUAGGAAUGGGGAUAAAGAAAUAUUUGACUUACUUAUUAAUAAAGGAGCUGAUGCAACACCAGAAGAUGCUGACAGUAACAACAUCCUUCAUCUUGCUUCUGAGGGAGGGGAAUCUUGAUAUAGUGAAGCAUGUCCUCUCUCAAGGGAUUGUGGACAUCAACGCCAGGAACAAGCAUUGUGAAACAGCAACCAUGCUGGCGACAGAUGGAAGUGACGUGUGCAACCUGCUUGUGUCACAUGAUGGCAUCAUGAAAUAACUGAAAGGAGGACUCGUUAAUUCUCCAACUGAAAAUGCCCGUAUAAUAGAAUUACUUCACUGCUUAUCUGAAAAGUUGUGAGUCUUGUAUUCCUCGUCAUCGUGUACAGGUGACGGAGCACAACCUGUAGUAUGACUGGUAGGAUGAUACAUUUCUUGCUCGAGAUGCAUCCCCCACUGAUAUGUAGGAAACAGUUCAGUAUUCGUCUUGGAUGAGUAGGAAUUUCAGGAAAUCAAACUGAAUAAGAGCUGGCAAAGUGUAACAAAAGAAUAGAUGCUGCUGCCCUCCUUCAGGUGACAGCAUUGCUGGACAAUAUGACCCGCAAUCACUGAAAGGUCAGUCAGUCAGCUUGCAUGUCCAAACAUGCAUCUCAUUGUAUCCCAUCCACCAAGACAGUCGGUUGGUGUGCACGUGAACAUUUGCAGUGUCUCAACACAUGGAGGCAGAACAGAGGAUCUGCUGCAAGAUGUUACCUGCUGUUCAUAUAUCUUGCUUUGAUAUUUAAUGUGUGAUGGGACAAAUCCGGAUUGUCCACCACACCAAUGCAUGUUUGUUGCUGUAUAUCGUAGAGGAUGUAUUAUCAUUAGCCACGUUUACAUGUGUGUGUGACACCACUAUGUAAUGUCUAGCUACCUGCCCAACUGUCUGCAAACAGUCCUGUUGUUUACACCGAUACUGAAUGUCAUGUUUCCGGUCAGUUAAUGCAAUGGACGAUAUUUCCCUUUCUUACACGUAUAGCAUGAAAGCUGAGCGAAUAGUUUGUGAUAGUUGUCUCCCUUAUACCAUAACAAUCCUUCGGUCACUAUAAAACAGUUAAAGCGGGAACUAUUAACAUUCCAUGAGCACAAAGAAAGUCUAAAAUGUUUAAAUUGCAAGAGAGAUUCCAUGUACAGGUGAAUCCAUGUUAUUUGGUAACUUGCGGUCGCUAGCCCCUUUAUAUUGCGUUCGUAACUGAUAGUGACAAUUGAUUGAUUGAUUAUGAUAAUAUUGUUAUUAUACAAUCCUUUUGAAGACAUAAAUGGAAGUAUGCUUAAUAUUAAUAUACGAUCUGUCUCGUCACGGUAUUUCUGAAAUAUUGCCAAUUUGACUGUACAUUUUUAAUACUCACUCAUUCCAUAACCAACCCCCAAUCCUAAAUAAGACCACGCCCUGUUUUUAUAUUGACUGAUAACAUUUUGCAUUAUUUCACUGAACGGAUCUUGUACCCCUGUACUUCCUGCAAUCCGAUUUGCUGAACUUUCAACUGAUUGUGAUGAUUGUGAUAAUUUUCGGCGGCAGUACUUAAAAAAUGUCAGUAUGCUUGAUAUCAAUAAUAUGAUUUUGUCUCGUCAAGAUAUUUCUGAAAUAUUACCGAUGUGACGGUGCAUUUAACUCACUUACUCCAUACUCCACCCCCAACCCUAAAUAAGGUCAUGUCCACUAAAUGACCACUGUUUUCAUAUUGACUGGUAAUGUUGUGUAUUAUUUCACCGAAUCAUAACACCGAUCUCCAGCCCCUGUAAUUCCAGUAUUCUGAUUUGCUGAAUUGGUCAUAUGUUUUCAAUUAGCAAUGAGCAUAAAAAUUAAACCACGCCCACCUCCGAAUUUCAACACAUGGGACAGCCUGGGAAUUCCAAUACAGUCUUACAUACAUGUACAACAUUCUCUACUUCACAUGCAUGUAUAGAAUUCAUACAGUUUCAUUUUUUUCAGUUCAUACCUCCAUGAACCGAAAACAUUACACAGUCAAUCUUCAAAGACAUUUCAUUCAGAAACCAACCAGGGCUAAAACAGAUAACAGAUAGCUCCCGUCCACUCCCUGCUACUGUAUAUAUGUUGUAGCCUGGUUUCAUCGUGUUGUUAUCUUUAUACUUAUGCUGUGAUAUAUCUGCUGAAUGUGGAUAUGUGUGUCAGAAGAAAUAAAACGUGGACUUGACAUUACAAUGUUUUACAAGUUUAGAAAUUCCAUUCAGUUGUUUGCUGGUAUGUGUUUACUAAAACAAAAUUCACUUCUUUGGGUUGCAAAAUUCAGUCUAAAAUUUGAUAGAGUACCUGACUCAAACUUCAUUGUACUUUCUGUAUAAGCCUCCACAACAACAUCACUUGUCCAUCCCAUCGGGCCCUUUGUCAUUUCUCAUUGCCACUGACUAUUUAAAGGACACUUGACGCUAUAGAACAUUUAAUAAAUAUUUCUUCUAAUUGAUUCUACGUUUCAGUUUGCAUGGUGUUGUAAUAUCUGACCUGUGCCUUUGUCGCUCCAUCUCACUACGCAUAGUGAGUCACCUUGCUAUUUCAGUUUAUGACGUAUGUGAGUUUAAGACACACAUAUUUUUUACAUUCAUUGUUCAAACUGAUUGAGUGUUUACCAAAUAUUUCAAUAUGAACUUGCAAGAUGUUGUUCUACGGCUGUAACUUAAUUAAAACAUUUACACAGAUA
Messenger RNA from Haliotis rubra (blacklip abalone), 4244 nucleotides. RefSeq names its product palmitoyltransferase AKR1-like. The record is from RefSeq and is a predicted model, not a curated record. Gene Ontology annotation, molecular function: protein binding. Lineage: Eukaryota; Metazoa; Mollusca; Gastropoda; Lepetellida; Haliotidae. The transcript is spliced from 7 exons. Bases 326 to 1285 code for a protein of 319 amino acids.